Messenger RNA from Fomitopsis serialis, 2022 nucleotides. RefSeq lists its product as uncharacterized. The transcript has 4 exons. The coding region runs from base 84 to 1799 and encodes 571 amino acids. The record is from RefSeq and is a predicted model, not a curated record. Gene Ontology annotation, molecular function: protein binding. Lineage: Eukaryota; Fungi; Basidiomycota; Agaricomycetes; Polyporales; Fomitopsidaceae.
GCUGAGAGCGUUGACGGUGAAGACAGGCUGUUGGAAGGCCACGCUUUGGAAGUGCAGAAGUGCUUCAGACCACCCAUCUACUCAUGUCACCGCGCGACCACAGUGAUACAUAUCCGCAAUUUCCGCAGGAACUGAUUGAUCUUAUCUGCGAGUUCCUGCGGCUGGAUCCUUUCACGUUAACGAGGUGCUGCCUCGUUUGCCACGCUUGGUAUCAGGCUGCGCGGCACCUCUUCUGGCACGAAAUGCUCUGGCUGUUCAGCCGUGAGGCCUUGGACGACUUCGCGCACACGCUCAUCUCAAAAGGCAACCGAUCGUACGGCAAGAACUUUGAUAAUCUGCAUAUAUGGGAGGACUCUCGACGGCCGAUUGCGCACAUCUGGCCGAUGCGCAUCCCCGGAUAUCUUCUGCCACGGGCGAAGGUGCUAGAGCUGUGCAACUUCGACUGGGCCGCGACCAGACCACACGACCUUUUCUUUCACUUCCUCUCGUACUACACCAGCAUCACCACUCUGGAAAUCAAGCAGAGCCGUUUUCGCAACGCAACGGAACUCCGUAGGAUUUUCAACGCACUUCCGAGCCUCGAACACCUCGUUCUCCAUGGCGUCACGCUGCAGCACCCGCUCAUGCCGGGAUCUAUGCCCAGCUCCGUUUCUUCGCGGCGCAACAAGCUCACGACACUCCGUUUUUGGAACGAGGCUGACGUGCCCGCGGAGUGGGACGCUCACAAGCAGGAAAACAGCCGAUCUUUGUUGGACGUAUGCGCCGCAUACUCAUCUGUAGUCGACCUAGCUCUGGACCUGCGCUACUACUCCUCGCUUUCCCAUCUCCAUCAGUAUCUCAGUCAUUUCCCCAAACUAUCCUGCUUGCGGCUACAGGAUGCGAUCAGCCCGCAUGUCGAACCCGCGACGGCAGCAGACACGGCCCCGGUGUACUCAGUCGACGCACCCGCUCUCUCGCUCUCGACUUUCGAACUCUCUGACGUACCCAUGCCCUGGGCGUCGCAGGUUUUGGAGCUGGUAUCGACCCAGCGAGCGUGUAGCCACCUGGGCGACCUGCUGUUCGCAUUCAGGGAUAGCAGCCCGUCUGCGGAGCUUGCAGCCCGCAUUACGGAGGUGCUGCGUCUCACUGGAGCCGGCCUCAAGACGCUCCGGUGGAGAGGCGAUCUUACUGAAGACGAAAUGCACAAGGGCUUUCCGCAGCUUGGAGCAAGCACAUCGCUGACAGGACUAGUGGUGGAGUUCCGCCGCGUCAGUUCGUCGCUGCCGAGGAUCCAGGGGGUUCUGAGCACCUUGUUGACUGACAUUCAAAGCCCACAUCUGGAGCGCCUCCACAUCACGAUUUACCUGUCCCACUACGAGACUUCUCUAGAGGGAAGCGAGCCCGCCGAGACAGCCCCUCCUCCGGCUAACUCUAUCCUCACUUUCCACGGCAUCCUCUCUCGCAGCGUUUACGACAAUCUUCCGGUGUCUGCUGCCGCGGCCGAUGCCAGCCAGUCGUACGCGGAUGUAUGCAUCGAACUCGUGAUGGAGGGAUCGCAGCAAAGCGCUGCCGGGAUGUCUACGAUCAAAACAUACGUCAUCGCGCUGUUCGCGCCGUGGCUGGAUCGCGGGGUCUUGCAGCUCCGCGUCUUUCCCGAUCCUGACGGCGAAUGGUCCGUCACUCAUGUUCCCUCAUCGGUACUCUCUGAGACGCACGUCAGUAUCACGGAAGUAUGGGACUCGGACGACAAUGAACACGGAGGCGAGCGCGAUGUCAGCGGAGAUGCAGAGAUAGAAGAUGCAAAGGUAUCUGUAGCAUAGACGGUGUGCUUAUUUUGCAGGACCGACCGUCGUUAUCCUAGACCUCCACACAAUGAUACCAUUGGAACGUGCUGCCAAGAUCAGCCCUCGGACGACGCGAUUGAGUCUAAGCCCGGGUCCUCGAAUUGUACGACGCAACACGUCGAAGCAGCGGUGUCUACUAGUAGAUCACGAGCACGGAACGCGUCCGCGGCGCCGUUCAGCUCUAAGGGAGCUUUUUCCU